AUGCUUGGCAGCAGUGCUCUCCGCUCGGUGGUUCUGCUUUGCGCAGCCAUCGCCACCAUCGUCUCGGCUGCCACUGUACCAAGGCACGCACCACCGCAGGGGCAAUGCUGCCCCAGCAAAUGCCUGCGGGCGCUCCAGGAGACGGGCCACGAACAAGGCAAGCGUAGCUUCUGCAAAUCGCUGCUGGAAACUGAGGUGCCUCCACAUGCGACGAUAGGGCUGCCCGCGUAUCUGGCAGCCGACUGCGGUCCACCGCCACACGCAGCGCGCCUCUCAAAGGCCUGCUCAUGUUUUAUGCCUGUGACGACGACGGCCUCGACGACGACUUCAUCAACAGCACGGGUAGGCACCUUGACAUAUCAGACGAUCACCGCGACGACAUCGACGGGGAGGUCCUCCGGCUCCAGGGGGAACUCAUACAUACCAGUGUCUACGAGCACCGCGACGACAACGACGACCUCCUCCAUCAGUCACUCUGACAUCUCGUCCACUUGCAGUGCCCCUACUGCCACCGUUACUCUUCCUGCGUCCACAGUCACGUUGCCGUGGUCAAACUCGACUUGCGGCGCUGCUACCGUCACGAUCCCCGCGUCGACCGUUACAGUGACUGACACCCCAACCUGCACCACAAGCCCUCCUACAGGCUCGAGCUUGGCAUUUCCAGACACUUCCACCUGCACCGCCACGACAGUCACCUCGACCAUCACCUUGCCCGCAUCCACGCCCACGCAGCCUCCGCCGACUACCUGCACGGACACCACGGUCACCCUGCCCGAUACCACGGUCACUCUCCCAGCCUCGACUGUCACACUCCCGGCCUCGACCGUGACGCAAACGACCCCCGGGCCGGUCGUGACAGUACGACCCACCAGGUCAUGCACCCAGCCUCUUGACGAGUCCGGCUUUGAGGCCCAGUCCUCAGGCCUCUACCCGUGGUUGUUCGCCGCAGUCUCCGUCGGCGCCACGCAAUGGGGCUGGGGGCUGAACUCUUUAAAUACACCGGGAAGUCACUGGCCCCCCGGGUCGGGCGGAAAACCGCAUUCCGGCUCGGCGGCAGCCGAUCUCCACCUAGAGAACCCGACGCCGGGGUCCGCCAUGCGAUUCUGGCAGCCCUUUGCGGCAUGUGCUGGUCCUACCACCUACCAGCUGCGGAUUUGGUAUGGGACGAAUCGCGCCACCACUACUGAUACUCUGACCAUUCGCGCCCGCAUAUUCGUCAGCGCUCCCGGCUUCGCGGCUGGCACCAACCCUGCAAACCAGGUUUAUGACAACACCCAGAUCGUAUCGACACUGACUUUUGACAAGGGCGGCUGGGCUGAGAUCGUCUUUAGCCCAUGGUCCUAUCCUGGAGGCGGCCACUCUGGGGUCCUGUAUCUUGACAUCUCAACUUCUGCCUCGCAGAGUUUUGUCACGUGGUUCGAUGAUAUCACACUUUCAGCUGUGUAG
Messenger RNA from Microdochium trichocladiopsis, 1446 nucleotides. RefSeq lists its product as uncharacterized. Bases 1 to 1446 code for a protein of 481 amino acids. NCBI's taxonomy places the organism in Eukaryota, Fungi, Ascomycota, Sordariomycetes, Xylariales, Microdochiaceae. The transcript has a single exon. The record is from RefSeq and is a predicted model, not a curated record.